Setaria italica (foxtail millet) is the source of this 1168-nucleotide messenger RNA. RefSeq names its product thylakoid lumenal 16.5 kDa protein, chloroplastic. Lineage: Eukaryota; Viridiplantae; Streptophyta; Magnoliopsida; Poales; Poaceae. The transcript has 4 exons. Gene Ontology annotation, biological process: photosystem II repair. The record is from RefSeq and is a predicted model, not a curated record. Bases 121 to 822 code for a protein of 233 amino acids.
AUUGGCCCAGUCGUGCAUGCUUCCUUCGUGUUCUGUCCACAACCUCUAGUGCCUGCUUCUUUCCUCUCCCUCUUGGCUCUUGCUGCUGCUGCCGCUUCCUGGGGGAGAACACGAUCGCCAAUGGUGGCCAUUGCUACCGAGGCAUGGGCGCUCGCCGGAUGUGGCGCGGCGUCCAAGGUGGCGGCGGCGGCGGUGCAGGAGCUGCCAGCGCAGCAGCAUCCCCCAGCGGCAGCAUGCAGGGCCAAGUUCAGAGGCGUCAGCAUCAACGGAGGCCAGGACCGGCGUGAGGCCGCCGUCGUCGUCGGCCGACGGAGCGGCCUGGCGUCAUGCGUGCUCGCCGCCCUGGCGGCGUCGUUCUCCCCGCUCGCCGCCGACCGCCCCGCGCGGGCUCUUGUGCUCGAGGAGGACGAUGACAUCGAGCUGCUGGAGCGCGUCAAGGAGGACAGGAAGAAGCGCCUGGAGAAGCAAGGGAUCAUCAGCGCCUCAGGCACCGAGACUGGGUACUUGCAGGACCUCAUCUACAAGUUGAGCAAAGUUGGGCAGGCCAUUGACAAGGACGAUCUCCCAGCCGCGAGCAGCGUCCUGGGUCCAAGUACAGAUGCCCAGUGGGUGCAGAACAUCAAUGCAGCUUUUUCCAAGUUCAGCUCGAGCCCAGAGGAGAGGAGCACGGUUGAUAGCUUCAACGCCUCCUUGGCCUCAUUGUUCACAUCAGUGAACAAGCUUGAUGCUGAAUCCUCCAAGUCGGCGUUUGUGUCGUCAGCCACAGCGUUGGAGAAAUGGAUAGCGUUAGCCGGACUGAGUGGCCAGCUCAAAGGCUUCUAAUAUGCGAGUGAAGUGGCUUGCUGACAAAUAGCUGGGUGCUUCUCUUACUCGAAGCACUGGCUGUGAUCGCAAGACAGUGUAUGCAUCCGGCACUUGUGAAUCUUCUAAAGAGGGUACCGUAACAGAGAACUGAGCUCACUUGGAGAACGGCAACAUUCUCAUCAAGAAAUUGGAAUUAAUUUGCGAUGUAUUAUCACAGUAAUAGGAAAUGAAGCUAAAAUUGCUUUUGUUUGGUUGUCUAGUCUCUGUCUUUCAAAUUCCAAGAAGCUCAUGGGCAGUUUCUAUCCUCGAAAUUGGGGUAUGUCAAGAGAGAUUGAGGUGUAUGAAACAUCAGCAGGUUUUUUUA